AUGACGCCAAACCAGGAGGCGUAUCCACCACUACAAGCAGAUCAUAAAAAUAUAAAGAAAUGGUAUGUGAUAUUCAACGGAGAAAACAAAGGAGUCUACGACAACUGGGGAAUCGCCAAUUCGUAUAUUCUUGGAAAAAAUGUCAUUCAUAAAAGCUACAAAACAAAAACCGAAGCAAAAUCUGCAUACAAUGAAGCAUACAAAGUCGUAAUAAGAGAUAAUGUCGAAUGUUCGAAAACAAUCCUUCUUGCACCACAAAAACCUGUAUCCAUCCCAAAAUCUCUUAAUCAACUCCAUGCUAAAAUCGCCCUUGAAGCCAUUUUGUCAACCAAAGAAAAAUAA
Lactuca saligna is the source of this 342-nucleotide messenger RNA. The record is from the annotation of a GenBank genome assembly. Lineage: Eukaryota; Viridiplantae; Streptophyta; Magnoliopsida; Asterales; Asteraceae.